AACUUUCUUUAAAAUCUCAAUAUGUGCUUUCUUCCUGAAAGCAAAACCGACUCGUUGGUAAUUUGGUUUCGAUGAAGUAAUACCAAUAUUGACUCAAUAGAAUGCCGCAGGAUGAUCGUGGUGGCAACGGCGUCGGCACGGUUUCGUUCCGGCACGCGUCCGGCCAGUCGGACUCCCAGGACGAGGACGAAGCCAUCAGGAUGCUUAUGAAGCCCCAUGUAGUACAAUCGCUCCUCUGGCAAACGGCCAGGCCGCGCAGAUCGCUAUGCGGUAUUGUUUUACCGGUGGCGUUCGAUAGGGCGGCCGAAGGAACGUUCCUGGAUCCGAGAUUCGAUUCCGAGAUCUUGGAAGGACAGUAUAGAGCCAGCACGUUUCCGCAGAUCAGGAUACGAUUCAGGUCAGUGGAUAAGAAAUUUUAA
Ctenocephalides felis (cat flea) is the source of this 419-nucleotide messenger RNA. RefSeq lists its product as uncharacterized. Lineage: Eukaryota; Metazoa; Arthropoda; Insecta; Siphonaptera; Pulicidae. Bases 102 to 419 code for a protein of 105 amino acids. The transcript is spliced from 2 exons. The record is from RefSeq and is a predicted model, not a curated record.